GGAAGUAAGGUUUUUCACUUUCAGUCUCCUUUGACUUAUAAAAUUAGUAAUUUGGACUCAUGCAUAUUCACAGUUAUUUACAUUCGCUGAACAGAAUAAAAACAAAAGCGCUCAAGCACGCUCACCAUAAAUACCAGAUAAAUAAAAUAGAACAAAUAUAAAUAAAAUAAUCACAAACGAAGAUUGGAAAGAUUAGGGAGAUUAGACAAGAGACAAAUUAGUUUACAUAUAUGUAUAUAUAUUUAGAUUUCGUAGCAUUUUGAAUAUGUAUAAGUGUUGUUAUUUACCUCUCCAAUAAAAGUUUCUCUUUCCAAAAACAUACUUCUUGCGGUUGCUAAGUAUCUAUGCUUUAUUUGAGAGCAUUUCUACCCUCGCUCUCUUGUAGAUCAAGAUUCUUGUAUGUGACGUUUUUAUAUGUACAUUUCAGAGUCUGAUAAGCAAUUCUUAAUUGAAGGUCCGAAAGGUCGUUCUUUUAUAAAGAUAAUAAGUGCCAUAUAAUUUGAAAAAAUCUGGUGAGAGCAGUAGCUUAAGCAAACAUCUAAACGAUUUGCUUGUGUUUGCAAGAGAGCUGAGAUUUUGGCUACUCUCCCAAACGUAGAAGGAGAGUGUGGCGGUAUGCUAGAGCUACUAAGUGUGCGUGCUUAAAGGUUUUACUUCUUCUUCUUCUUAGCUUAGCGCUCGAACGCAUAAUAAACAAUCAACAAAUGUAAACAAACAAACCGUUUAUAACGGCAUAGCGGCGGCUGGCGAAAUCAAACAAGUUGAAGCCGUACCAAACAAAUGCAAGAAGCCAGCACUUCCAUGGCGUCUUCCGUUACUGCGCAAGUAUUCGUCAUGUUGCUAAGGUAGCUUCCGGUCACAUGGCUUAGGCGCUGGAAAGCCACUAUUUUGCCGAGGUUUGCCAGAGGCAGGAUUGAGCGUGAAAAAUCAGAAAGUCGGAGUCGCUCGUCGCAAACGGUUGGUUUUCAAAACACCUUUCGCAUAUCAACUGGCUUGAGGAUAAAGUGAUAUCAAUUACACAUGUUUGUGUGUGUGUGUGUGCUUGCAUAUAUUAUAUAUGUAUAUUUUUAUAUAUAAGUAACUGCUUCAAGUAGAAGUGAAGUGAAAUGGCUUUAAGUGCAGUUAUGUGACUCAAAUUACUCAAACUCAAAUUGUGAUUCGAAAUUCCUUAACAAAAUAUUUUUAUAUUUUGAAAAUUAAAAUAAAAAAUGAAAUAAUUUUAAUUAAAAAAUAAAAAAAAUAAAUUAGUAAUGCGUACAAUUAUGUCUGAAAGAAGUGAAAUCCUUCCUUGAAAAUAUAAAAUCAGAGUCCGAUUUUUUGCAACAAAAAAAUCCCACAGAAUAUUUGCCAGCUUGUGAUAAGUGAGUGAGAAUUUUCGUUGUGUAAUCGCCCCAAAGUCAGUUCAAAUGCUGCCCUUAUGUUGAAAUUGCAAGCAGCCAUUUCACAAAUACAAUGAAAUCACUUGCGUCUGUAUGUGUUCGAAAUGUGCAACAAAAUGUAGUGUGUUCACAGCGGUGAAUAACUCUCGUGCUUUUGAUAAAACCGUUUAAAUUGAAAUCGCAAUGUCACAGCCGGUCAAACGUGGUGGGCGUGGCGGCGCUGGUGGCGGCAUUGGCCGACGUACGCCUUCAAAUGUUGCUGGCGCGGUCGCCGGGAACACGCCUGAAGAGUCGACGACGGCCAGCGAACGCGCCACACCGGCCAGUAAAGCCGACUCCGAUCAGAAGGACGACAGCUCCAGCAAUGGUGAUAAGAAAGAAGCAGAGGGCUUCCCCACACCGAAGCCACCAAGCGCGGGUGCUUCUAUACGGGACACCUCGAAUAAGAUACUCGCUUUGGCGAUGAAGGGUGAAUGGACGCCUAUCGAACAGGAAUUGAAGAAGCUGGAGAAGUAUGUGGCGAAUGCGGGUGAGGAUGGUAAUCACAUACCGCUGGCGGGUAUACACGAUCCGAACACUGGCAUGACACCGCUCAUGUUCGCCACUAAGGACAAUAAAACUUCAAUUAUGGAUCGAAUGAUAGAGCUGGGCGCCGAUGUGGGAGCAAGGAAUAAUGACAACUACAACGCUUUGCACAUAGCGUCGAUGUACUCGCGUGAGGAUGUCGUCAAAUUGUUGCUGAACAAACGCGGCGUGGACCCAUACUCGACGGGCGGCUCGCGCACUCAAACCGCCGUGCAUCUCGUCUCCAGUCGCCAAACGGGCACAGCGACGAAUAUAUUGCGCGCCUUAUUAGCGACAGCUGGCAAAGAAAUACGCUUGAAAGUAGACGGGAGGGGAAAAAUCCCGCUGCUGCUUGCGGUAGAGUCUGGUAAUCAAUCUAUGGUCAGAGAGCUGCUCUCAGCUCAAACGUCGGACCAACUGAAGGCAACAACGGCUAAUGGAGACACGGCCUUACAUUUGGCCGCCAGACGACGGGACGUCGAUAUGGUGCGAAUACUCGUCGAUUACGGCACCAAUGUCGACACCCAAAAUGGCGAGGGUCAGACACCGUUGCACAUAGCGGCCGCUGAAGGCGACGAGGCGCUACUCAAGUACUUCUACGGCGUGCGAGCCUCUGCGUCCAUUGCGGAUAAUCAAGAUCGUACACCGAUGCAUUUAGCUGCUGAGAAUGGCCAUGCGCACAUCAUUGAAAUUUUGGCGGACAAAUUCAAGGCGAGCAUCUUCGAACGCACAAAGGAUGGCAGCACGCUGAUGCAUAUCGCCUCGCUGAAUGGCCAUGCCGAGUGCGCGACGAUGCUCUUCAAGAAGGGCGUCUAUCUACACAUGCCAAAUAAGAAUGGCGCGCGCAGCAUUCACACCGCGGCCGCGUACGGCCACACCGGCAUCAUUAACACCCUACUGCAGAAGGGCGAGAAAGUUGAUGUCACAACGAAUGAGAAUUACACUGCACUCCAUAUCGCCGUGGAGUCCGCGAAGCCGGCCGUCGUCGAAACAUUGCUGGGCUUCGGCGCCGAUGUCCAUGUCCGUGGCGGUGCAAUGCACGAAACGCCGCUGCAUAUCGCCGCACGAGUUAAGGAUGGCGAUCGUUGUGCCUUAAUGCUCCUUAAGUCCGGAGCUAGUCCCAAUUUAACUACCGAUGAUGGCCUGACGCCGGUGCAUGUAGCCGCGCGUAACGGUAAUCUGGCAACGCUGAUACAACUCCUUGAAGAUGGCGGUGAUCCACUAUACAAAUCCAAUACUGGCGAAACAUCGCUACAUAUGGCCUGCCGUUCGUGUCAUCCCGAAAUCGUACGUCAUCUCAUCGAGAUGGUUAAGGAGAAACAUGGUCCAGAUAAAGCUACCACCUAUAUUAAUUCAGUGAAUGACGACGGCGCAACCGCACUACACUAUACAUGCCAAAUCACCAAGGAGGAGGUAAAGAUACCUGAGUCCGACAAGGAAAUUGUUCGCAUGUUACUGGAGAAUGGUGCCGACGUAACUCUGCAAACGAAGAAUGUGCUGGAGACUGCUUUCCACUAUUGUGCCGUCGCUGGCAAUAACGACGUGUUGAUGGAGAUGAUCGCCCACAUGAAUCCCACGGACAUUCAGAAGGCCAUGAAUCGACAGACAUCGGUUGGCUGGACGCCGUUGCUAAUCGCUUGUCACCGCGGGCACAUGGAGCUGGUCAACAACCUUUUAGCGAAUCAUGCCAGAGUGGAUGUGUUCGACACUGAGGGCCGUUCUGCCCUACAUUUGGCUGCCGAACGAGGGUAUCUGCACGUGUGCGACGCGCUGCUCACCAACAAAGCGUUUAUCAAUUCGAAAUCACGUGUCGGUCGCACGGCGCUACAUCUGGCAGCGAUGAAUGGCUUCACACAUCUGGUGAAGUUCCUCAUCAAGGAUCACAAUGCCGUCAUCGAUAUAUUGACGCUACGCAAACAAACGCCUCUCCAUCUGGCCGCAGCUAGUGGACAGAUGGAGGUAUGUCAGCUUCUGCUCGAGCUCGGGGCUAACAUAGACGCGACCGAUGAUCUGGGCCAAAAGCCCAUACAUGUCGCUGCGCAGAACAACUACUCUGAAGUGGCCAAAUUAUUCCUACAACAACAUCCAUCGCUGGUGAAUGCCACCAGCAAGGAUGGAAACACCUGCGCACACAUCGCUGCAAUGCAGGGUUCGGUGAAGGUGAUCGAGGAGCUAAUGAAGUUCGAUCGUUCUGGCGUGAUAUCAGCUAGAAACAAAUUGACUGAUGCCACACCGCUACAACUGGCGGCCGAGGGUGGACAUGCGGACGUGGUGAAGGCGUUGGUGCGUGCGGGCGCCUCAUGUACGGAUGAGAACAAAGCCGGCUUCACUGCGGUACAUUUAGCGGCACAGAACGGUCAUGGCCAGGUAUUGGAUGCGUUGAAAGGAACCAAUUCUUUGAGGAUAACCAGCAAGAAAUUGGGACUGACGCCGUUGCAUGUGGCUGCCUACUACGGACAAGCGGACACUGUGCGCGAACUAUUGACGAGCGUGCCGGCGACAGUGAAAUCUGAACCUCCGACCGGACAAAGUCUCUUUGGUGACUUAGGGGCGGAAUCGGGGAUGACACCAUUACAUUUGGCAGCAUUCUCGGGCAAUGAGAAUGUGGUGCGUUUGCUGCUGAACUCGGCGGGAGUGCAAGUAGAGGCGGCAACGACAGAGAAUGGUUAUAAUCCACUCCAUUUGGCUUGCUUCGGUGGUCACAUGUCAGUGGUUGGCUUGCUUCUGAGUCGCUCAGCAGAACUGCUCCAAUCGACGGAUCGUCAUGGCAGGACCGGUUUACACAUCGCCUCCAUGCACGGCCACAUACAGAUGGUGGAGAUUCUGUUGGGUCAAGGCGCAGAGAUAAAUGCCACCGACAAAAAUGGUUGGACGUCACUGCAUUGUGCUGCCAAAGCCGGCCACUUGGAAGUUGUGAAGUUACUAUGCGAGGCAGGCGCCUCGCCAAAGUCGGAGACGAACUACGGUUGCGCGGCAAUAUGGUUUGCCGCUUCCGAAGGCCACAACGAUGUGCUGCGGUAUCUCAUGAACAAAGAACAUGACACCUACAAUCUAAUGGAAGACAAAAGGUUUGUGUACAACUUAAUGGUUGUCUCCAAAAAUCACAAUAACAAACCGAUACAAGAAUUUGUGCUGGUCUCACCGGCACCAGUCGAUACCGCGGCGAAAUUGUCAAAUAUCUAUAUGAAUUUAUCAACAAAGGAAAAAGAACGCGCCAAAGACCUAGUAGCCGCCGGCAAACAAUGCGAAGCAAUGGCCACCGAGCUGCUGGCAUUAGCUGCCGGCUCUGACUCAGCAGGCAAAAUACUUCAAGCCACUGAUCGAAGAAAUGUGGAGUUCUUGGACGUGCUCAUCGAGAACGAGCAAAAGGAAGUUAUUGCGCACACUGUAGUGCAGCGCUAUCUGCAGGAACUCUGGAGAGGGUCACUCACAUGGGCCUCGUGGAAAAUACUGCUGCUUUUAGUGGCAUUCAUUGUGUGUCCACCUGUUUGGAUUGGCUUCACCUUUCCGAUGGGUCACAAAUUCAACAAAGUGCCUAUUAUAAAGUUCAUGUCUUAUCUAACUUCACACAUAUACCUAAUGAUACAUCUCAGCAUCGUGGGCAUUACGCCCAUCUAUCCGGUGCUGCGACUAAGUUUGGUCCCCUACUGGUACGAAAUUGGACUACUUAUUUGGUUGAGUGGUCUACUUUUGUUCGAGCUGACAAAUCCAUCCGACAAAUCGGGAUUGGGAUCAAUUAAACUGUUGGUCUUGCUACUGGGCAUGGCCGGUGUGGGCGUGCAUGUGGCCGCGUUCGUCUUCGUCUCUAAACUAUACUGGCCAACGCUAAUCUACUGUCGCAAUCAAUGUUUCGCCUUGGCCUUCCUAUUGGCUUGCGUGCAAAUAUUGGAUUUCUUGUCGUUCCAUCAUCUCUUUGGACCAUGGGCCAUCAUCAUUGGGGAUCUACUUAAGGAUCUGGCACGUUUUUUGGCGGUGCUUGCGAUUUUCGUCUUUGGAUUCUCAAUGCAUAUUGUGGCGCUGAAUCAGUCAUUUACGAACCUAAAGCCGGAAGAUUUGAGAGGCUUCGAAAAGCGCAAUCGAAAUCGAGGGUACUUUAGUGACGACGAUAUGCCGACACCGCGUCCUCCCCUCAGUUCCGCUGAGCGUUAUGUCGAUAGUCGAAGUUUAUCAAGCGAGUUUCGACGCAAGCAUAAAGCUGAUCUGCGCAUGCAUCCGAUUACCUCCUUUGAGUUGCUCUUCUUCGCCGUGUUCGGUCAGACGACAACCGAACAAACACAGGUGGACAAGAUACUGAACGUGGCCGAGCCCACUCAGCCGUACUGGGUGGAGUAUCUGUUCAAAAUAGUCUUCGGCAUUUAUAUGUUGGUGUCGGUGGUUGUGCUAAUCAACCUGUUGAUUGCUAUGAUGUCUGACACCUAUCAACGGAUUCAGGCUCAAUCCGAUAUUGAGUGGAAAUUCGGCCUGUCCAAGCUUAUACGCAACAUGCAUCGCACAACAACAGCGCCAUCGCCACUUAAUUUAGUUACCACAUGGUUUAUGUGGAUCGUCGAGAAGGUCAAGGCGCGCAUGAAGAAAAAGAAGCGUCCAAGUCUGGUACAGAUGAUGGGAAUACGGCAGGCCAGCCCGCGCACCAAGGCUGGCGCCAAGUGGCUCUCGAAGAUCAAGAAAGACUCGGUGGCUCUCUCCGUGGUGCAUCUCUCACCGCUUGGCUCGCAGACGAGCUUCACCGCCGCCAAUCAGAAUCGCAUCGAGAACGUGGCCGACUGGGAGGCGAUCGCCAAGAAAUAUCGCGCGUUGGUUGGCGACGAGGAGGGCGGCUCCAUCAAGGACUCCGAAGCGGAGAGCGGCUCCGUCGAGGGUAGCGGUGGUGGCGGUACGGGCGCGCCACCGCCGCCCGCACAGGUGGGCAAUAAUGUAGCAGCAGCACCGCCACAAGAGCAAUUGCCGCACGUGUAGAGAGUGCUUUUCUCAUACAAAAACUGCAUUCAUAGAGCAUUUGAAGCACCCAACACAUGGCUACAUACUCAUCCAGUAGAAUCAUCAGUUGAAGCAUUGAAAGCUUAUUACAGUUAGACUAUACCGUGAAUUAAUUAUUCAAUUAUAUUACAGGUUUAAGUCAACAGCAAAAUAAUGUUGUUAUUGUAUUGAGUAUGGCAGAUUUUGAAAAAUUGUAAUGAUAAGUUCUAGUAGCUAGACGAUUUAGGUAAAACGAUUUGUAUCUAAAUUUCAAUUCCAGUCACGUGCUUCAUAUAUGAAAAGAGGUACUUCCCACUAUGUCUACCUUAGAUAGAAUAAUUUAAUGCAAUUACUCCUUAAGUACUUAAGAAAUCGUCCUUUUAAAAUGAAACAAAAUAUAGAAAAUAAUGUAAUUGAAGUUGUUGUAGUAGAUUAGAGUAAAAUGUUUUUGAAAUUAGCGAACAACAAAGCAAAAAAAUGUUUUCCAGUCGUGUCUAAGGAUUAAACUAAAGAUUUCUUCAAUUUGUAGUUUUAAAGUAAUUUAGUCUAAUAAUUUAAUGAUUUGAAUUAAUUAAAUAAAUUAAAUUGAAGUGUAUUAAGUUUAGUAUUAAUCUCACACAGAUAGUCUUAAUUAUUGAGGGAUAACCACACGAAAUGUCCUGUAUAGUAUUAAGUGAAUAUAUAUGUAAAUAUUAAUCUUUAAACAUUCAGCCAUGUAUAAUAUAAGUCAGUCCAAAUUUUAAUUUAAUAGAGUUCCUAAAUUUUUUCAUAUAUUUAUUAUGAAUUCUUAAAUAUUUUUUUAAUCAGAAUCACAUUUAUUACCGGAUUUAGGCACAAAUCAAUCCUUAUCCUUACAUAUAUAUCCUUACAUUUUUUUAAACAAACUCUCAUUACUUAGUCAGCAAAUAAAAUGGUCUUUGAACAGAUCAAUUUAGAUUAUUGUCCUCACGUUAGUCAGCCGUUUCGAUCUCUAUGUCCUCAAAUCACUUUUUUCAGAAAUAAUUUUUCCGUUAUUCUCAUUAUAUAUAAAUAUAAAAAUUAAUAUGUAGAAGAUAUUUAGACAAUUUAGAGUAAGACAUAAGAUAUUUCUUAAAGUAAAUGCAUACUUAUAUCGAGAAACAUUAAUUUGUACCAUGAAGUCACCACACCAGUUUAAGGAAUUUCAGUUUUUGUAUCAAAUUAAUUGUGUAACUGUUUACUAAAAUAAAAAAA
Molecule: messenger RNA, 8111 nt
Organism: Zeugodacus cucurbitae (melon fly)
Lineage: Eukaryota; Metazoa; Arthropoda; Insecta; Diptera; Tephritidae
Gene: nompC
Product: serine/threonine-protein phosphatase 6 regulatory ankyrin repeat subunit B
Exons: 17
Coding region: 1563-6899 (1778 amino acids)
Biological process (GO): calcium ion transmembrane transport; GPI anchor biosynthetic process
Cellular component (GO): glycosylphosphatidylinositol-N-acetylglucosaminyltransferase (GPI-GnT) complex; membrane
Molecular function (GO): protein binding; calcium channel activity
Source: RefSeq, a predicted model, not a curated record